AUCUUGUCAGCACGCUGAGCUGCGCGGAUCCCAGCCUCUGUCUCGCUCUACAAGUCAAGUUAAAGCAAUGAAGAUAAUGAAACGGCCCAACAUUCUGCUCACAGUCCGUGUGUCUGUUGUUACAGGUACGCCGGGAGUUGGAAAGACAACCCUAGGUAAAGAGCUUGCUCAACGGACGGGCCUCACUUAUAUCAACAUAGGUGACCUAGCACAAGAAGGUCAGCUCUUUGAUGGUUUUGAUGACGACUACCAGUGUCCUGUUUUGGAUGAGGAUAGGGUUGUCGAUGAGCUUGAGGAGAAGAUGGUGGACGGGGGUGUCAUAGUGGACUAUCAUGGUUGUGACUUUUUUCCAGAGCGCUGGUUUCAUAUUGUGUUUGUCCUUCGCACGGAUAACACAAAUCUCUACAGCCGUCUAGAAAGCAGGGGCUACACAGGGAAGAAACUGCAGGACAACGUCCAAUGUGAGAUCUUUCAGACCAUUUAUGAGGAGGCCAUGGAGGCCUACAAGGAGGACCUGGUUCAUCAGCUACCGAGCAAUAAGCCAGAGGACCUUGAGAGCAACAUGGAUCGUAUUGUCGAGUGGAUGGACCAGUGGAUAAAAAAUAACAACUAGUGUGUAGGAAGAACACAUACAUUGACUUGUAUGAUUGGUCCUCACAGAUAGAGCAAGAUAUGGACAUUAUAUGUGGCGUAUUCGCAGAAGACAAACAUUAUUGGGAAAUUAGUAGGCAUGUGUGACUUUUUCUUUUUGAAUAAAAAAAAUGAAUUCUUCCAUAA
Molecule: messenger RNA, 777 nt
Organism: Gadus morhua (Atlantic cod)
Lineage: Eukaryota; Metazoa; Chordata; Actinopteri; Gadiformes; Gadidae
Gene: ak6
Product: adenylate kinase 6
Exons: 6
Coding region: 68-613 (181 amino acids)
Cellular component (GO): cytoplasm; nucleus
Molecular function (GO): ATP hydrolysis activity; ATP binding; AMP kinase activity
Source: RefSeq, a predicted model, not a curated record